UUUAUUAUUGAUUAUUCUUUCUCCUCUUCUCCUCCAUGUUCCAUAGAGCGUCCUUCUUCUGCUCCGCCUAUCCAAGAAUCCAACUUAACUGGCGAUUCAAGUCCGACAGUGGAGAGUGAUACUCAAUUCCCAAAACCGUUUGACAAUGGAAAUCUAAAUAUGACCCAUUACAAGGAGAACGAGAAGGAGGAGGAGGACAAGAAGGAGAAUAAGAGGAAAAAUAAGAAUGCCUGUGAAGACGUUACUAUGAUGUCUUCAUCAUCUUCUCCUUGUGCGCGUCUUCCAUCUAUGCAGAGAAGUAUUCGCCUGGCUUAUAAACGCAGGAACCCUAAGAUAGUGAUUGCUCAUGUCCGGCGUGGUGGCCGAUUCUGGCAUAGCGGUUUGGAGGCCAUUGCUCUUCCGCUUGGAAUGUCGUUUGCUGCUAUUGUUGCCCAGGUUCUGGAGAGAAAAGAUUUAGCAGGUGAAAAGAUAUCUGUUGAUCAUCUUUCAAAGAUUUGUGCUUCAGCUGUCAGAGAAGCUUUAGCUAAUGUCUUUGGUGAUAAAUUUUAUUUUUUCGCAAGGAACUUUGAGAGAUCAUUUGGGAGUACAUUGAGGACCCUUAGAUUAAUUAAUGAAGCAGCCAGUAACAAGGAAGCAUAUAACUUGGGCCACCUGAAUGUAGAUAAUUGGGCGUCAGACUUGAAUCUUAAAAAUAGGGUUGGUUUUACAAGUGACUCUGGCAUCAGGGAAUGUCUCUCAGCAACUGAGUUGCCUUCUGUCUCUGUUCAUAAUCAAGUGCAUGUUGCUGAAGAAGUAGAAGAGAGUGUUCCUUGCUUGAACCAGGAACUUGCUUCAAAUGCACAAUUAAUCCAACAGGUUUGUGUUCCAAGCUCAUUAGGUUCUGUGAUCAAUCAUUGCAGCACUAUUGAGAAAUUUUUCAUGGAGAAAGCCUGUUCUAAUGACCUGAAGACAGUGGAGAUUGGUCUUACAAUGAAAAAAUUGAAGUUGAAAGAGGCACAGCUGGCUCUUAGCUUUGAUUCAAAUCAUCUUGAGAGAUCAAAAUUAGCAAUGGGCAGGUCAAAGGCAUCCUUUAAAGCUGAAAAAUUCAAGAACCAAGUGGAAGAUACAAAGCAUGCUGAACUGCUUAAGAACUGCAUAGACUGUCUUGUUGCUGGUUUGUUCAUCAUGUCUGCCUCCCUUUUAUAUGGUGCAUAUGUUUUUUCAUACCAAAGGAUCACUGAUGCUACUGCAUCCUGUAAUCCUUCAGUUGAGGAGUCCAAAUCAUGGUGGUUCCCAAGGCCAUUUUCGUCUUUCAACUCAGGGCUGCAUACAGUCCAGUGUCAUGUUCAGGUUUUAAGCCGAAUGCUGUUUGGCAUGUUAAUAAUUCUGGCAGUUGCUUAUUUACUUCUUCAACGAACAGCAACCACGCAUCAGACAAUGCCAGUAACACUCAUCCUGUUGCUUUUAGGAGUUGUAUGUGGUUUUGCCGGCAAAUUUUGUGUGGACACAUUGGGAGGAAGUGGAUUGCAUUGGCUACUAUAUUGGGAGACUAUGUGCUUGCUGCAUUUCUUCUCAAAUGUCUUCAUAUCGACAUUGUUCUGUGUACUUCAUGGGUCUGUCACCGUCUCCCAAGGGGAAAAAUCCAAUGCAACAUGUCCAUACUGGUUCCGACAAAUUCUUUUCUAUGCUGUUGUGCUCUUGUUUCUGCCAUUAUGCUGUGGUCUUUUGCCUUUUGCCAGUCCUGGUGAAUGGAAAGAUCAUUUCUUGAUGCUUGCCACCGACUUUCUAUUUAUUGCAGAUGAUUGAAUCAAGAGUUUGCAAACCCAAAAGCUGUCUUACCGCAUCUGGUUUCUUCUGACUUUGGUAUGUGAUUUAUCUGUAUUGUAUUCCGAGCUGUCUAGUGUUGCCCUCGAUAGUUAUAUAGCAGCUGGUUUUGUUAAAUCAGCUGCUAUGUUGUAUCAUGAUGGUAGCAUUUAAUUUCUUGCGCAAAGCUAGGUAUUUGUUUUUAAUAGGAUAUGCCCUUGUAAUAUGCCUCCAGCCUGUGGCCUUGUGGGGCACUGUCCCACCAAAAUGCUAACUUUUAGAAGCAGAACAUGCUAAAUAAUAUUGUGAAUUUGUACUUUGAAAUGAAUGAGGGAAAAUUUAAUUGCUGCUUUAGAAUGAUU
Messenger RNA from Hevea brasiliensis (rubber tree), 2144 nucleotides. Its product is annotated as protein CPR-5. The transcript is spliced from 5 exons. The record is from RefSeq and is a predicted model, not a curated record. Lineage: Eukaryota; Viridiplantae; Streptophyta; Magnoliopsida; Malpighiales; Euphorbiaceae. The annotation marks the transcript as partial. Gene Ontology annotation, biological process: defense response; trichome morphogenesis; leaf senescence.